This is a messenger RNA of Carica papaya (papaya), 961 nucleotides long. The record is from RefSeq and is a predicted model, not a curated record. Lineage: Eukaryota; Viridiplantae; Streptophyta; Magnoliopsida; Brassicales; Caricaceae.
UGUUUUUUAGGGUUGUCCCAAACCAUGUGCAUAUAAGACAUGUUUAUUGUGACUCCGGGUGUCAAGAACUAUUUUGAAGCACAGUAGUUCAGAUUUAACUUUUGGGGGGCAUCAAUCAAUUACAAGACUACCUAGAUGCUUACCUAGCUUUGGCUUUUUGUUUUUCUCUAUCUUUGCAGCGUUCCAUAUUUCCAUAAGGUUCUCAAAUUUUUUUCAGUGUAAAACCAUAUAUAACCAAACGUUCCUCAGUUUAAAUUUCUUACCUAUUCGUUUCUUUUCUUCUCUAGCUCCUCACAUCCUUACUUGGCAGCUUUCCUUUCCUAACAAGUUUGCAUGCUUAAUGGCUUCCUCUGCAUCUAAAUCAGUAUCCACAAAAAAGCUAAAAGAGCAUCUUCAAGAGGCACAAGAGCCUUUUAGUUUAGGAAUUUACCUUUCCGAACGAGAAUACAUGAUGAACUGCUUGAGCUUUACCAGUAAAACCAGCUGCUGCCUCAUGAGCUCACUUACAAAUCUGAAGAGACCAUGCAAUAAUGGCAUCAACAAGAAAAAGAUUGCUGAUGCUAUAAGGUACCUGAAGUUAAUUUUAUACAGGAUCAGCUCUCCUGGCGAUGCCCAGGAGUUGUCAAAUUCCAGCAGUUCCAGUGGAGAUGAACUUGUUUCUGAGAAAACCCAGCAGAGACAGCAGAUUCCGAAAACAGAUUGUAUAGAUCUUUUAACUUCACCUUGUCCCCUGUUUGAAUACAGCUUUGAAGAAGAUUCUUUGCUUUCAAAACAUCGAGAUGGCUCCCUUCUCACAAAAGUUACUCAAGCCUUUAACCUUGGAAAUUUGAAACAAAAAGAGAAUAGAUUGUUAAGGAGAGAAACCCUCAGUGGGUAUGCAAAAGAAACAAGAAGCUAUACAGCCCAGCAUCAGUACUACAAGUAGUUUCAUCCAACCAAGGUGAACAAAAUCUAUUGAAAC